GAGCCACACUAUUACACCAAUAACAUAUCCUCAACAAUCUCCACAAAGGUGACAGCUCAACACCAAGACUUGCCGUCCUGGUAUUUCUCGCUGUUGCCGUCUCGUUUGUACCCACCUGCCUCCUGCUCGUCCAGCUCAAGGCGGCGAUGGAAUCCCUGGUCGUGCUGCUGCUGCACCCCAUGGACACCUACCUGGAGCAGGAGCUCGACCGCCGCUGCCGCCUACUCCGUUUCUGCUGGGACUCGCCGCCCGACCGCCGCCAAGGCUUCCUCCGCACCCACAGCACGUCCAUCCGCGCCGUCGUCACCAGCGGCGGCUCCGGCGCGGACGCCGCGCUCAUCGACGCCCUACCACGGCUCGAGAUCGUCGCGUGCUACUCCGUCGGCGUCGACCGGGUCGACCUCGACAGGUGCCGCGAGCGGGGGGUCCGGGUCACCAACACCCCCGACGUUCUCACUGACGACGUCGCCGACCUCGCCGUCGGCCUCGCAAUCGCCGUGCUCCGCAGGAUCCCGCAGGCCGACCGCUAUGUCCGCGACGGCCAGUGGAAGGCCAAGGCCGACUACGCCCUCACCACUCGGUUCAGUGGCAAAAGAGUUGGCAUUAUUGGACUGGGCAGGAUAGGGCUCGCUAUUGCCAAGCGAGUGGAAGCUUUUGGUUGCCCAGUCAGCUACAACCAAAGAACGAAGCAAGCAUACCCCAAUUACACCUACAGCCCGACGGCGAUUGAACUGGCAGCAAACAGCGACGUGCUCGUGGUGGCCUGCUCUUUGAACGAGCAGAGCCGCGGCAUCGUCAGCCGCGAGGUGAUCGAGGCGCUCGGGCCCAGGGGCGUGCUCGUAAACAUCGGCCGCGGCGCGCACGUUGACGAGCAUGAGCUCGUCUCGGCGCUCGUCGACGGCCGCCUCGGCGGCGCGGGGCUCGACGUGUUCGAGGACGAGCCCGAGGUGCCCGAGGCGCUGUUGGCGCUCCACAACGUCGUCCUGGCGCCGCAUAUGGGGAGCGGCACGCGCGAGACCCGCAGGGCGAUGGCGGACCUCGUCCUCGGCAACCUGGAGGCGCAUGUGCUGAAGAAGCCGCUUCUGUCUCCGGUUGUCUGAUGGGGACACGCCAAGUGCGAGGUGUGUCGUGUAUCUGAAGGUGAAGCUCGAGAAGAUGUUUCCCAUUACAUGGUUAAUGGUUCGAUGAUCUGUUCUUGUUGUUCCGAGGCGCUGCACUCAAUGUGCUGCUCGUUGGCCGUUUCUUCCUACUUGUUUGAGUUCUCAGUGUACUUGUCUCGGUUUAAACGACCAUACUAACCUAUUGGAAUACGAUGUGGGUUGUCUUGUGUUGACGCGAUUA
Messenger RNA from Phragmites australis (common reed), 1341 nucleotides. RefSeq names its product hydroxyphenylpyruvate reductase-like. The coding region runs from base 147 to 1100 and encodes 317 amino acids. The record is from RefSeq and is a predicted model, not a curated record. Lineage: Eukaryota; Viridiplantae; Streptophyta; Magnoliopsida; Poales; Poaceae. Gene Ontology annotation, cellular component: cytosol. The transcript is spliced from 2 exons. Gene Ontology annotation, molecular function: NAD binding; glyoxylate reductase (NADPH) activity; hydroxypyruvate reductase [NAD(P)H] activity.